Molecule: messenger RNA, 813 nt
Organism: Peniophora sp. CBMAI 1063
Lineage: Eukaryota; Fungi; Basidiomycota; Agaricomycetes; Russulales; Peniophoraceae
Source: the annotation of a GenBank genome assembly
AUGGCGGCCCUUUCCCCUGUUCGCCCUCCUUCCUCGUUCGCGUCUAGCCAUGUCGCGCCCGAAUACCCGCCCAAGCCCGCGCAUCCAGUCUACGCGCAGGCCGUCCUUGAGUCUGCCACUCUCUGUUCCUCAGCGCUCGACCCCGAUGUCCGGCCCGAACCGGCCGAAGACUACAACUACCACUCGCACUUCAAAGCUACUCAGAAGCUCGUCGAGCUUCCUUCGGACCCUCAGACUAAACCUUUACUCUCUGAGGAAGAAGAUGUACUGGGAUAUGCGACCGACGCUGGAAUCCGCAUGCGCGAGCGGAAGAGUGCGGCUGAGCGGAUGAGUAAAGCCGAGAGACGCGAGGAGGGUUUCCGUAGGAUCACGGCGUAUGGCGUUGCGGAAGGCGUCAGAAUCAAGCUCGCCAGUAGCUUUUUAAAGCGAGAACAUAACGUUCAUCCAAGAGUCUACGACAAUGCUCUCUACGCCAUGUACAACCUGCCGCUCCUCCCCGGCUACGGUCCAGCCUCGAACAUCCGCUCCUCAACCCACGCAACAGAAGCCGAGCACACCGCAGCCCAGACACACAUGUCCGAAGCAGAAGAGUCCGGCUACCAGGGCACAUACUUCGCCCGCGCCGAUCCCGAAUCGUGCGCGUUCAACGUCGAGGACGGAUAUAUUGCCGCCAGGAGCCCCGAGGAUUUGAGGAAUAAAGCGAGGGCGGAGGAGGAGGCGCGCGAACAUACUGAUGAGGGGCUGGGAACGGAUACUGAGCCGCUUUUGGUGUCUGAGGCAGAGGCGGAGGAGGUGCCGGCGGUGUUGGCGUAG